AAGAAAAGUGGGAAGAUUUUGAAAAAGAAAUAUUAAACGUACCUCAUACGAAUUGGACACCAUCAGAACAUGUUCCAUGGCUAAUACUAGAACUUGAAAUGAAUAUUACAAUUCGAGAAAUGCAAGUUCAAGUAGCACGUCAUAUGAUACAACCAAUAUUAAAUGAAAAUAAUUCUUCAGUACGAAAUAUUGUCAUGCAAAUGAAUAUGGGCGAAGGCAAAACUUCAGUUAUUUUACCUAUGUUAGCACUUAGCUUAUGUUCAUCAUCUUCGAGUUUAGUUCGUAUCAUUGUAUUGAAAGCAUUAUUUCCAAUGAAUUAUCAAUCACUACGAUAUAAAUUAGGUGGUCUAUUAAAUCGACGUGUAAUACCCUUUGCUUGUCGUCGUGACAUGAAUUUUAGUCAUGUACAAGUAAAUCAAAUUUUUGAGCGUCUCAAACAAGGACUACACAAUCUGGAUAUUGUACUUACUUCACCCGAAGAUAUUCUAUCUUUUGAUUUGCUUACAAUAGAUAAAUGUCGACGAAAUGAAUUUGAUGUUGGUCGUUCAAUGUUAUUGAUUCAAAAUUGGAUGAAAACGUUUGUUCGUGACGUUUUGGAUGAAUCCGAUGAAAUUUUACAUGUUAAAUAUCAAUUAAUUUAUUCUAUUGGUCGUCAACAACAAGUUGAUGGAGGUGUAGAACGUUGGAAAACCAUUCAAUAUGUACUGAAUUUAGUCAAAGAACAUGCUGCUAAUAUUGCACAACAAUAUAAUGAUGAUGUUUUUUAUAAAGAAUCAGAACAUCAAAGUAGAUUUCCAGAAUUUCGUCUGGUUAAUCAUCGACCAUUUUUAGAAUUAUGCCGAAGAAUAGCAAACGAUUGGACUAAUCAAAAAAGUUACCGUCAACUAGAUCAGCAACUUAUCUUAUCAUUCAUAUUAAAUACGAAUUCAUCGGUUAAUAGUCUAGUCGAUCAAUUUCCUCAUAAUACAAUUCAGUUAUUUUUGAUUAUGCGUGGUCUUUUAUCAUCUGAAGUGUUAUUUGUAGGCUUAAAAAAACGUUAUCGUGUCAAUUUUGGUGUGAAUGAAAAUACCAAAUUCAAUCGUUUAAUGGCUGUACCAUUUCGGGCAAAAGAUGUUGCAGCUGAAAACACAGAAUUUGGACAUCCAGAUGUGGCUAUUGUCUUAACACAUAUUGCUUAUUACUAUAAAGGUUUGACAGAUACACAAAUGUAUCAAUGUUUUGAUCGUUUGAGUCAAAAUGAAAGUGAUCCAGAGAUGAUCUAUGAUCAAUGGAUUUCAUUGGAAGAGGAAAAUGAUACCAUUUCAAGUAUAAAACAAUGGAAAAGAAUCAAUCUAAAAGAUUAUCAACAACGAACUCAACUACUCUUUCCGACUUUGCGAUAUAAUAUGCUAGUUAUAAAUUAUUUUCUCAAUCAUUUUGUUUUUCCUCUAGAAGCAAAACAAUUUCCUCACAAAUUAAUUGCUUCUGCUUGGGAUCUAUCUUCAUCUUCACGAGAAAAAAUAAUCACUGGAUUUAGUGGUACAAACGAUACUCAACUAUUAUUGCCUGUUCAUAUUCGUCAAUGUGACUUACCAGAACUUCAAAAAACGGACGCCAUUGUUCUCAAUAAUUUACUUCGACCAGAAAAUGAUUAUUAUCAAUAUUUAUUAAUUAGUGCGAGCUUCGAUAAAAUCUUGAAACAAAUUGUUAUAAAUAAACCAAAGAUUCAAGUCAUUCUAGAUGUUGGUGCCUUAUUUGUAGAUGGAACCAAUCGUCAAAUAGCUGUCAAAUGGCUGGAUCUAUCGGAUAAAACUCAAAUUGAUUAUGCUGUGUAUUUUGAAUCGGAUUCAAUAUUCGUUUGUGAUCGUCAAUAUCAGCAUCAUGCUUUUUUGACGUCACCUGCUAGUGAACGUAUCGAUCGUUGUGUAUUUUAUUUAGAUGAAAUUCAUACGAGAGGAACAGAUUUUAAAUUUUCGAAUGAAUUUAGAGCUGCUGUCACCUUAGGUAAUGGUCUCACUAAGGAUCGGCUAGUUCAAGCAUGUAUGCGAAUGAGAAAAUUAGGCAAACAUCAUUGGUUAAGUUUUUGGAGUUCAAACGAAGUUCAUCAACAAAUUCGAACAAUGAAGAAAAAUUCAAUUUCAUUAAAUCAAAAGGAAAAAAGCAUGGAUGAUCGAAUUACUUUGACUGAUAUUCUACGUUGGGUUUAUGAAAAUACUCAACAGAUAACAUGGGAUGGAUUACAUCUUUGGGCAACACAAAGUUUAAGUUUUCAACGAAAAAUUACUGCUUUUAGAAAUAUCAAUUGGAAAGAACGAGGAACAUUGUAUACAGAUACGAUAUUGGAAAACAUAGCCAGAGAAUGUUUGGAAGACGAAGUCUUAGAAUUGAAAUCUAUGUACGGUGUAUCGAAAACAUUUCAAACAAUAUUCGAGAUUUAUUCGGCUCGAUACAAACAUUCGAACAUUUUUUCAUCAGUUGAAAUUCAUGAAGCUGUUUCCAAACGAUUGUGUGAUUAUGGUGGUUCAAAAAAACUUCUCACACAAUUAUUAGAUGAAGAGCAGCAACGAGAACUAGAGCGAGAACAAGAAUUGGAAGAAGAACGACAACAGAAACGUCCUUCAUAUGUUCGUCCUUAUGAACCUCAAUUACACGAUGAGAUCAAGGCUUUAUGCAACAUGUACGGUCCUAAAUUGGAUUUAUCUAAAUUAACUUCAGUAUUUUGUCCCAUUGCUGAUGCUUUUCUUAAUACUACAUUCUAUCAUGAAUGUCAACCACGUUGUUGGCAACAAAAUCUUUGGGUUACCGAUGAAUUCAAACGUGUGAUUCAAACGCGUGGAGAAUCAUUAGAUCCUUUUCUACGUCCUACACGAUGGACUGUGAUCUAUCGUAAUGAACAUAUCAUUUUUGUAAGUCCUUUUGAAGCCAAUUGGAUAAUGGGUCGAUUACACAAUCUUUAUCGUUCCCAAUCACCUGGAGAACUAUUGACUACAACAUUACGCUUAUUGUUACCACGAACUCGGCCAAAUCAAUCAAUUAUAGUUAACACACCCACUUUAACAAUUCCUCCAUCAAUCGCACCAGAUUUUGGUCCUGUUAUGUUCCCAAUUCCAACUGAAUGGUUGGCGGUAUUAUUUAUUUUUAACGGCUCUCUUUACUUUGAAAGUACCGAUGAACAAACAGUCUAUUGCCAUUGCCUAAGUGUAUGUCCCAAACCUCGUACCGAGAUUGAAGAAGAUGCAUUUGAGAAAGGUUGGAUUACUAUUGAUGGAUUUGUGGAAAGAUCAGAUCAUCGUGACCUUUUACAACUUCAACAAUGUCGUUUUCAUGCCAAUCCUUUAGCAUUCAUUAGAAAAUUGGUCGAAAACAGAAACAAUACACAGGCACCUCUAAUAUCCCAUGUUGGUAGCAUUCUUAUAAAUGCUGUGAAGGGAAUAACGUCCGUUAAGAGAAAAGCAUAUGAACAAACGAGUUUUUCGGCGAAUAAAAACCAACGAAAACCAUAA
Molecule: messenger RNA, 3482 nt
Organism: Rotaria sp. Silwood1
Lineage: Eukaryota; Metazoa; Rotifera; Eurotatoria; Philodinida; Philodinidae
Source: the annotation of a GenBank genome assembly